Loa loa (African eye worm) is the source of this 533-nucleotide messenger RNA. RefSeq lists its product as hypothetical. The annotation marks the transcript as partial. The record is from RefSeq and is a predicted model, not a curated record. Lineage: Eukaryota; Metazoa; Nematoda; Chromadorea; Rhabditida; Onchocercidae. The transcript is spliced from 3 exons.
UACACACAACAAUCGGGUGGUAUUGCAAGGCUAUAUUUACGUCUUCAACGAUCUGACGUAAACGCAUCGACCCUUGUCGUAUAUAAAAAUGAUACCAGCGAAAGAUUGAAAACAAAGUUUGAGGACUGGAAGAACGAAUUGCUCUUCCUUAACAGUCAUCAAGUAAUAGCCUUCCAUUUUACUGGGGUCAAUGGCACUGAGCCGAAGGAUAGCGAAGAGAUAUUCAGUAAUACAUUCCCAGACGUUCCGCUGAGUACGUUCUGUUCAUCUGAUGAGUCAUUGAUGACUGGAGUUAACUAUCAAGUUGGAACAAAAUUUACUUUCAAUGUCGGUCCUGUAUAUGCAAUUGUUGCUGUUCGAAAAUUUGGUGAAGGAAAUCCAGUUACGGAAAAUCUUUCCGAGGAAAAUGAUUGAUUUUUAUCAUUGAUUGACUAUUUCACAGACCAGUUUAGAUGAAUCUCGAUGAGCGAUUCAAUUGUUUUGUCAGAAGUUAAAGCCAUAAAGAUAUUGUUAUGAAGAUGUGAUAAAUUUAU